Messenger RNA from Herpailurus yagouaroundi (jaguarundi), 1834 nucleotides. It is a transcript of the gene RWDD2B, whose product is annotated as RWD domain containing 2B. The coding region runs from base 316 to 1188 and encodes 290 amino acids. NCBI's taxonomy places the organism in Eukaryota, Metazoa, Chordata, Mammalia, Carnivora, Felidae. Gene Ontology annotation, molecular function: protein binding. The record is from RefSeq and is a predicted model, not a curated record. The transcript is spliced from 6 exons.
UGCGGGCUUCGGAUUGCCUAGCUCUGGAAAUCUGAGGCUCCUUCUGGAUGAGACCUGAGCUGUUCGUGCAGCCAGAAAAUCCGGGGUUCCAGCACGGAGGGGAUCCAUCGCUCCAGAUAAUACGUCCUGAUCCUCAAACUAAAAAGAAAACCCCAGGAAGGAAUGAAGGAUGAAGCUCUACAUAUAGUAGUUACUCAAUAAACAUUUACCAGAGGUGAGAAGAAUUCCAUGAAGACAGACAGGAUUAACCAAGAUAAUGGUGUUUGAUUUCACAGAGUAAAUUCUCUUGGAGAAGAAUUUUACAGAUAUCCAAAAAUGAUUGAGAUUGAACAGGCAGAGGCCCAGCUCUCUGAGCUAGACCUGCUCGCCAGUAUGUUCCCCGGUGAAAACGAGCUCAUAGUGAAUGACCAGCUGGCUUUAGCAGAAGUGAAAGAUUGUAUUGAAAAGAGGACAAUGGAUGGACGAUCUUCAAAAGUUUACUUUACUAUCAAUAUGAACCUGGACAUAUCUGAGGAAGAAAUGGUGAUGUUUUCUCUGGCCUGUAUUCUUCCCUUUAAAUACCCUGAAGUUCUGCCUGAAAUUACUGUCAGAUCAGUAUCACUAAGUAGAUCUCAGCAGACUCAGCUGAACACAGAUCUAACUGCAUACCUGCAAAAGAACUGUCUCGGAGAUGUCUGUAUAUUGAAUGCCACAGAGUGGGUUAGAGACCAUGCUUCUGGCUAUAUCAGCAGAGACACCACACCUUGCCCUGCUCCAGGAAGUACAGUCCAGCCAGUUGAUCUCAUUCUCACAAGACUGUGGAUCUAUAGCCAUCACAUCUACAACAAAUGCAAAAGAAAGAAUAUUCUAGAGUGGGCAAAGGAGCUUUCCCUCUCUGGAUUUAGCAUGCCUGGGAAACCUGGUGUUGUUUGUGUGGAAGGCCCACAAAGUGCCUGUGAAGAAUUCUGGUCAAGACUCAGAAAAUUAAACUGGAAGAGAAUUUUAAUUCGCCAUCGAGAAGACAUUCCUUUUGAUGGUGCAAAUGACAAAAUUGAAAGAGAAAGAAAAUUUUCAUGUUUUGAAGAAAAAGUAUUCAGCGUGAAUGGAGCCCGAGGAAACCAUAUGGAUUUCGGUCAGCUGUAUCAGUUUUUAAAUUCCAAAGGCUGUGCAAAUGUUUUCCAGAUGUUCUUUGGUGUGGAAGGACAAUGACUGGGCAGAGGAGUAGUUGAAAGUAUUUUGUCACUGUUGGCCUUUCGACUUUUCCCCCCCACUGUCUCUUGAAAGAUGAAGUAAUUCUUUUUUAGCCCCCUUCCAGAAUGUUAGGGGGGAAAAAAGAGGGAAAAAAGGUAGUAUAGCUGAAAUGUAUCUGUUAAAAAGAUGUCAUAACUGAAAGGAGAACUGUUUUAAGUAUAAUCUUAAAAUCGUUGAUAGAAAGUUCUUGACAUAGAAAUUACCCAUUUUGAAAGAGAAAUUAAUUACACCAGAGGGAGAGGCAGGUCCAGCUUGCCAUCUGCUCCCACCUGUCCCCCCAGCCCUGCUUCCACUAAGAACCUGGAAAAGCUAGAUGUUCACUCUCCCAGCCUCUCUUCCACUAGGGGUGGUCUCAACACACGGCUUUGGGUGGGGGACUACUGGGGAAACUUCUGCUUUCCUGGUCAAAAGCGCAGAUGCAGCGAGGGCACCUCUUCUUCCCCUUCCUGCCACAGACACUACAGAAAAGGCUGAAGCUGCAGUAGGGUAGGAAGGGCCAAGAAAACCACAGAGAUGCCCGUCCCCACGUUGUUGAGCUGCCGAUCCAACACCAGCCCCUGCCUAUCUCUAGACAGCUUGUUAUGAAAUAAAACCAGUUUCGUUU